This is a messenger RNA of Symbiodinium necroappetens, 459 nucleotides long. Lineage: Eukaryota; Dinophyceae; Suessiales; Symbiodiniaceae. The record is from the annotation of a GenBank genome assembly.
AUGGCAACCUGGGUAUACAACUUUGGUGACGGAGAGGCGGAUGGCCGUUCGGAAAUGAAAAAUCUUCUCGGUGGAAAGGGUGCCAACCUUGCAGAGAUGGCUUCCAUCGGGCUGCCUGUGCCACCCGGGUUCACCCUCACGACCGAGGUAUGCACCCACUUCUACAAGAACGGUUGCAAGUAUCCACAGGAGCUCACUGGACAGGUCGAGAAGGCGCUGGCAUUGGUCCAGCAGCGCACCGGCCGAGUCUUUGGCGACUCCGCAAACCCGCUUCUGGUCUCCGUCCGCUCGGGGGCGCGAGCAUCCAUGCCAGGUAUGAUGGAUACGGUUCUCAACUUGGGACUGAACGAUCAGACCGUGGAGGCCUUGGCGAAGCAGUCUGGCGACCGGCGCUUUGCCUUUGACAGCUUUUCGGAGUUCAUUCAGCACGAUUUUGCAGGGUUGUGCCGCAGUUGCUGA